AUGUCCAGAAACCGGAAGUCCUCCUUGCCAGUCUUUCCAUGUACUAAACUCCGGAAGGUGUCGGAAAAUGCUCAGCCAAGCAGUCUCAAGGCAGUUGAAGAUCAACUAAAGAUAUGUGGCCACAAGAGGGAUCUUGAUGUCUUGGAGCUGUUUCUUUCUAAAAAGGAACUGACAGAGGUUGUUGAUCUUUCUAGAUUUAAAAAAUUAAGAUAUUUGUGGCUCCAUCAUAAUAAGCUACAUGGAAUAUCAUUUUUAACUAGAAACUAUUGUCUGACCGAGCUGUAUCUGAACAACAAUGCGAUAUUUGAGAUAGAAGGUCUGCAUAAUUUGCCAUCACUGAAUAUUCUCCUGCUGCACCAUAAUGAGCUGACAAACAUCGAUGCUGCUAUGAAGGAGCUGAAGGGAAUGCAGAAUCUGAGGACCCUAAGUCUGUACCAAAACCCUUUAACCCAAUAUAACCUCUACCGUUUGUAUAUAAUCUACCACCUUCCGGGACUGGAGCUGCUUGAUCGGAAGCAAAUUACAGAUAAAGAGAGGAGAUCCAUGAUUACCAUUUUUAAUCAUAAAAAAACUCAUGUCAUUCAGUCAAUAGCAUUUGGAAAAAGAGUGGAUGCCUCAUGGAAUCCCAAGCUACCUAUAAAGCAAAAACGAGUCAAAAAACUUCCCUCAGAUUUUGCAUUUGGAGAUAAUGUUGACAAGACAGUGUUUGACGACCCUGAAGAUGCUGUGUUUGUAAGAUCCACGAAGAGGUCUCUGAUGGCCUUCACCUCCCUGAAUUGGGACACUGUUCUAACACAAAGUGAAAAGUACGAGAGGAAGAAGGGCUUGACCGCCAAGAUGCUCACGAUUUCCCUGCGAUAACAGCACUUCCGGAAAUCCCGGUGCUCUUCGCUUAACGUGUUAAAGCACUCCCGAGAUUCAGCUCCUUAU
Apodemus sylvaticus (European woodmouse) is the source of this 930-nucleotide messenger RNA. It is a transcript of the gene Lrrc72, whose product is annotated as leucine rich repeat containing 72. Lineage: Eukaryota; Metazoa; Chordata; Mammalia; Rodentia; Muridae. The record is from RefSeq and is a predicted model, not a curated record. The transcript is spliced from 9 exons. Bases 1 to 861 code for a protein of 286 amino acids. Gene Ontology annotation, molecular function: protein binding.